AUGACCAUUCACGAGAAGCCCCAACUCGAGGGCAUCACCAAUCUCGGUAUCGUCAGAGCGUUUGCCGACGCUGAGGUUAUCAAGAAGCCCAAUGUCGACAUCUUCAGUCGCUGCAGCAUCGUCAGAACGCUUGAGGAUUUCCAAAUCAUCACCAAGAUCAACGCCGUCAAUGACGAUAUCAUCAGAGCGCUUAAGGACUCCAUUCAGAAUGCCGACACCGAGGUCGCCACCAACAGAGACAUCGUCAGAACGUUUGCGGAGGUCAUUCACAAGCUCUUUGACGUCUCUGAUAAUAGUGUCUUCUUCGCGCUUGACGUUGUCACCGCCAGUCAAGAUUGGGACUGCAGCGGCAGCCACGGCGAAAAGAAAAACAAGGCUGUAUUGCAUGGUUGGAGGAUUGGUUGUGCUGGGCUUAGAUAA
This is a messenger RNA of Penicillium verhagenii, 420 nucleotides long. RefSeq lists its product as uncharacterized. The transcript has 2 exons. The record is from RefSeq and is a predicted model, not a curated record. Bases 1 to 420 code for a protein of 139 amino acids. Lineage: Eukaryota; Fungi; Ascomycota; Eurotiomycetes; Eurotiales; Aspergillaceae.